AUGUCUUUUGGUAAUAUUCCUAGCAUCGAACUCAGAGUGCCACCCGAGGAUUAUCCACAAAAAGAAAAAAUUCGAAUGAUUAUAUCAGUACGUAAAUGGCGAUCCCCUGGAGAAAUAACUGGGUUUCGUCACUUAGUAAAUCCGGGACGUGUCGUCGAUGUUAAUGGCCAGACCUUGCUUCACCUAGGAUUAGUAGAUAAUUUUGAUGCUGUGGAGAAAGCAACGGACGCGCCACAAUUCCGACCUCAAAAGUGUGUUGAUAAAUUGCUCUGCGACUUCCACCCGUUAUCUAAUUCCAUUAAUCGAUUUCUUAAAAAGUAUUAUGGUAAUCUAUACGAGAAAUUGAGUAAAUUAGAAUGGGGCGCGUUUGCUCCUCGACCAUUUGGGGUUUUCCCAAUGAUAGCAAUCAACUACAAUACCAUAAGUGACUAUCAUUGGGACGAGAACGACGAAUCAAAUAGUUUCUGUUGCUUGGUUGCAUUGGGGGAUUUCGAAGGAGGUGAGCUUUGUUUCCCUCAACUUAAAAUAGUUGUUCCACUCCGACCUAGACAGAUUAUAUUGUUCUCCUCGCGUUUAUUGCUUCAUGGAAACUUUAUAGUCACUAAAGGCAUCCGUCAUGGUAUAGUAUACUUCGUACAUAGCUUAUUUUUCCACCACCAGCGGGAUUUCUCGAAUAUUUAUAGUGACCUUAAAGAUGGGGUAGAAAGAGAUACAAAAGGGAGGGUUGUUCCUACGAUUCCUCGGCAAGAUCUUAAUGACGCACGAGAUUUGAAUAACCGAAUCACACUCUCCCCAACCGAAAAAAGUCAAAUUGAGAUACCAGAAAGAUCUUGUGAUAAGAGGCGAGGGAAUAUUGAUUUGUCGCGUGCCAGACGUGGGUUGAAAGCAGAGGAUGAUGUAUAG
Paraglomus occultum is the source of this 903-nucleotide messenger RNA. NCBI's taxonomy places the organism in Eukaryota, Fungi, Glomeromycota, Glomeromycetes, Paraglomerales, Paraglomeraceae. The record is from the annotation of a GenBank genome assembly.